AUGGGGCCUUCUCAGCUUGUCCGUGCCCCUCGGCCCCAGGGCUUACGUUCCCCUUACCGCAGGCCAGGUAUGGGCUGGCCUCGGCCCAGGUUUCCCAAGAUGUUCAAGUGUAGCCGCAGAAGGUACCGGCAGAAACCCCAAAGCCCAACUGCCACCACUGCAGCCACCAAUCUUGCCACCAUGGCCAGAGAUAUCAACAACACCCACAAUGUCACCACCAAUGUGUGGAUCCUUCCACUGCAAGUUCUCAGACGCCUCUGUCAACCUGGCAGCUUUCUGAUCCUCUAG
Molecule: messenger RNA, 288 nt
Organism: Pipistrellus nathusii (Nathusius's pipistrelle)
Lineage: Eukaryota; Metazoa; Chordata; Mammalia; Chiroptera; Vespertilionidae
Source: the annotation of a GenBank genome assembly